CUUGGAUGUCACGUCCAGCCGCCGCCAUUUUGAAAGGUGUUGGAAUCACCACGUGAGGAGGAAGCGAGUUAGGAAAGAGGACGGAGCAAUCGAGCGGAGCGGCAGAGGCGGGCGAACCCGAGCCAUCACUCAACUCUACUCGUCUUGACUACCCGGGCUAACUUUAGCUACAUGUGCUGAGGUCGAGGGGGAAACUGAUCUCAUCUGCAACAAUGCCGACAAUUACUUUACCGCCGAAAGAGAACGCUCUCUUCAAGAGGAUUUUGCGAUGUUAUGAACACAAGCAGUACAGAAAUGGACUAAAGUUCUGCAAGCAAAUUCUGUCCAACCCCAAGUUUACAGAGCAUGGAGAGACCCUGGCGAUGAAGGGAUUAACCCUGAACUGUCUGGGAAAGAAGGAGGAGGCCUACGACCUGGUGAGAAGAGGCCUGCGCAAUGACCUCAAGAGCCAUGUCUGCUGGCAUGUAUACGGGCUACUACAGCGCUCGGAUAAGAAGUACGACGAGGCCAUCAAGUGCUAUCGCAAUGCUCUGAAGUGGGACAAAGACAACCUGCAGAUCCUCAGAGACCUUUCUCUGCUGCAGAUCCAGAUGAGAGACCUGGAGGGCUACAGGGAGACACGGUACCAGCUGUUGCAGCUGCGUCCUGCGCAGCGAGCCUCGUGGAUCGGCUACGCCAUCGCAUACCACCUCCUGGAAGACUACGAGAUGGCUGCAAAGAUCGUCGAAGAGUUCCGGAAAACACAACAGACGUCUCCAGACAAAGUGGACUACGAAUACAGCGAGCUGCUGCUGUACCAGAACCAGGUGCUGAGAGAAGCAGGCCUUUACAAGGAGGCUCUGGAGCAUCUGUCCAGCUAUGAGAAGCAGAUCUGUGACAAACUGGCAGUGGAGGAGACUCGAGGAGAGUUAUUCUUGAAGUUGGAGCGCCUGGAUGAUGCAACAGAGGUCUACCGCCGUCUGCAAGAGAGGAACCCAGAGAACUGGUCCUACUACCGGGGCUUGGAAAAUGCCCUAAAACCAGGCCGUGUAGAAGACCGACAAAAGAUCUACGAGGACGCCUGGGAGAAGUUCCCCAAAGGACUGGUUCCUCGCCGGCUGCCCCUCAACUUCCUCUCUGGUGAGAAGUUCAGAGAGUGUCUGGACAGGUAUCUGCGGUUGAACUUCAGCAAAGGCUGCCCGCCAGUCUUCACCACCCUCAAAUCCUUGUACAACAACAAAGAAAAGGUGGCAUUAAUAGAGGAGUUGGUCGUCGGCUAUGAAACCACAUUAAAAAGCUGUAGAAUGUUCAAUGAGAAUGAUGACGGUAAGGAGGAGCCACCCACCACGUUGCUCUGGGUGCAGUACUUCCUGGCGCAGCACUACGACAUCAUUGACCAACAGACACUGGCUCUAGAGUACAUCAAUGCUGCCAUUGAGAGCACGCCUACGCUCAUCGAACUCUUCCUUAUCAAAGCCAAGAUCUACAAGCAUGCUGGGAACAUCAAAGAGGCCGCUCAGUGGAUGGAUGAGGCCCAGGCUCUGGACACCGCUGACCGGUUCAUCAACUCCAAGUGUGCCAAGUACAUGCUGAAGGCUGGCAUGGUCAAAGAGGCCGAGGAAAUGUGCUCCAAGUUCACCCGGGAGGGAGCAUCGGCAGUGGAGAACCUUAACGAGAUGCAGUGCAUGUGGUUCCAGACGGAGUGCGCACUCGCCUACAAGUCCAUGAACAAAUUUGGAGAGGCCCUUAAGAAGUGCCAUGAGAUUGAAAGGCAUUUUGUCGAGAUCACAGACGACCAGUUUGAUUUCCACACCUACUGCAUGAGAAAGAUGACGCUACGCUCCUACGUGGACCUGCUGAAGCUGGAGGACGUCCUUCGGAUGCAUCCAUUCUACUACAAGGCUGCCGUCAGCGCCAUCCAGAUCUACCUGAGCCUCCACGACAAUCCCCUGACUGACGACAGCAAGGAGAUGCAGGCCGAAGCUGCCAACCUCUCGGACAAAGAGCUGAAGAAGCUGAGGAACAAGCAGCGCAGAGCCCAGAAGAAGGCCCAGCUGGAGGAGGAGAAGAAAAACGCAGAGAAAGAGAAGCAGCUCAAGAAUCAGAAGAAGAAGAAGGAGGAUGAUGACGAGGAGAUCGGGGGACCCAAAGAGGAAUUGGUACCUGACAAGCUGGUCAAAGUAGAAAAUCCACUGGAAGAAGCUGUCAAGUUCUUGAUCCCCCUCAAACACCUGGUCAAGGACAAAAUAGAGACCCACCUACUGGCCUUUGAGAUCUACUUCAGGAAAGAAAAAUACCUGUUGAUGCUCCAGUCGGUGAAGAGGGCGUUGGCCAUCGAGCCAGACCAUCCAUGGUUACACCAGUGUCUAGUGCGCUUCUUCAAAGGAGUCACUGAGAGCACGCAGCUGCCGGAGGUGGUCCGGAUGGUGCUGAAGCAGGAGAUCACCCGGCUGUUCGGAGACAGCAACGCUAUGAGCUUCAACCAGGCCUACCUCGCCAAGCACUCCAACUCCAUACCGCACCGACUGGCUGCUGCUAAGAUGAUGGCGUAUCUGGACUCCUCGAAGGAAACCAAGGCAGCAGAGCUGGCCACUUCACUAGACGUGUCACUCAACAACAGAACCAUACAGAUCUGCACAGAGGUCCUGGAGUGUCUUCGGAGCGCCGCGCUGGGCGACUGUAAGGAGCGCGCCGAGUCGUACCGCGCAGAGUGUCGCAAGCUGUACCCUUACACGCUAGCCUUCAUGCCUCCGGGAUACGAGGAAAACACCAAAAUCGCCAAUGGAGAUGUUUCCACGGAAACGGAGGAGCUAGCCAAUGAGAUGUGAGCGCGUUGGAACAACAGCAAAUGUGAGAAGGAAUUGGGCCGAGCACGGAGCCUUGUGGUACGCCUGGCAGCCAUUUUGUAGAGCCAGACACAGGGAAUGGGUGUUUCGUUCCUUGGCUCCGCUUAAUCGGGUCUGUCCUGCCAUGCCGGCUCGGCUCGGCUCUCUCCCACAUGGUGGAAAUCAGGACUGUGUGUGUGUGUGCGUGUGUGUGUUUGUUGAGAGCAUGUGUGCGGAUGUGUAUAUUUGUGGGAAAGGGGGGGAGUGGGGGAAGAGGAAGAUAACGGAAUGGCCAUUUUACUUUUUUAACAAAGCUGACUACCAAGCUGACAAUUAAAAUAAACGAUAGUUAUUGGCAAACAGUCGGGGUUAGCUGUGACGGACUUACAUGGACUGUCCGUUUCCUCGCAGACGAUCAACAACGGUGACAGCAACCACUCGGUUUGACUCAGUGUUACUGACACACACGCCUAACGCACACUGCGUUCCCCCUUAUUUUAAAAAGCUAAUUUAAAUGAUAAUAGGACACAACUGUCACCCGGAGACUGAGCUGAGUGGAUCUGAUCUCUUACGGAUCUGUAGGAAGCUGAGCAGGACGAGUUACUGAGGACCCAAAGUAGACACUGAGGACAUCCAGCGACAGCAGGCAUGUCUGUGUGCUGUAUCCACGUGGGGCAGGGGAGUGUCAUCACUGCGCUGUACAACCAGAAGAAUGUUGCCUCACACAUGAACAUUUGAUUUGUUUCUUCCCUCACAGUUCCUGGUUAAACUUUGGAAUGUUUCCUGUGUCUGUUAACAUGAAGCACCUUGUAGCACAGAUUAAAACUCUAAAGGUUGUGUGAUGUGUGCCAUUUGCAGUAAAGUGAUUCUCUAACAUUUCUACAUUAUUCUAAGAGUUGUGAUCUGAGCAAUACCAUUGACACCCUCCUGUCCACAAUGGAUUAGUGAUACUCUUAUUGGUAACCAUUUCUAGGUCUGCUUCUCUUGGCAGUCACUUGUGUUGUUGCUGUUGUCACUUGUUAGAAAUGGUUUUAUCUGCAUGUGGACAGGGACUCUUAACAGUCUGAAGUAGGAUGUUUCCACUCUGAUGAACUCUUCUCCACUAAUUAAUUAAAAUGACCCCUCAAAAGGUCAGAGUUUAACAUCCAGGCCCAUUUCCCAUAGUGACAGAAGGAAAAAGGUUGCACGGCGACAACACUUAUGACCAUCUGAUAUGUCUUAGAUUUUAUUUUCUGCUCCUCCCCCUUUUGUCCCCCAAUUAUCUAUUUUCUUCCCCGUUUUCCUCCAAUUUGGGUUGUAAUGUGAAAGAUGAAAUCUGAGAUGGCGAUGUAUGAUAUCUCUGGAUUUUUGUAUUAAAACCAAAUGAAAGAAAGCGGU
Molecule: messenger RNA, 4181 nt
Organism: Pungitius pungitius (ninespine stickleback)
Lineage: Eukaryota; Metazoa; Chordata; Actinopteri; Perciformes; Gasterosteidae
Gene: naa15b
Product: N-alpha-acetyltransferase 15, NatA auxiliary subunit b
Exons: 20
Coding region: 213-2807 (864 amino acids)
Biological process (GO): N-terminal peptidyl-methionine acetylation
Cellular component (GO): NatA complex; cytoplasm
Molecular function (GO): protein binding
Source: RefSeq, a predicted model, not a curated record